Molecule: messenger RNA, 7690 nt
Organism: Porites evermanni
Lineage: Eukaryota; Metazoa; Cnidaria; Anthozoa; Scleractinia; Poritidae
Source: the annotation of a GenBank genome assembly
GUCAAAGGAAAAUGGCGGCCGCAUCUCUACAGAAAAUACGAAGACAAUUUCAAUUCCUUGCAAAGAAUAGGUUUGGUAUUUUACGGUGUCUUAAUAACAGUAGAAGCUUACCAAGUACUUCAAAAGGGAAGACACCACCAAACGCCGCUUUCUUGCUUGGAUUUGGUCUCGCUGGGUUAAUUGGAUUUUCGGGUCUUUAUCAAAAGAAAAAGCUGAAGCUUUUAAAGAGAGCAAACGCCACAAGUGUCGAAAGAAAGUUGGAUGCGCUGAAAAAUCAACAUGCAGUUCCAGUAUCCUUUUACUGAAAUUCUGCGAGUCCAUGGGAAAUAUCAGGCGCGGAUUUAGGAUAAAUACUGACCGAUUUCCUAAACGAGCAUCGGAGGCUGAAGCUUCGAUAGUUCUAAGGGCCUCUUCUUAUGCGCCCGGUUUCCGAGAUCUCGCCUCACCUCUAAAUCCUUUGUUAAAUUUUCGAUGUGUUCAUAUGAGAGGGCGGGCUGGCUCAGUUCCCGAGAUCUCGGUUUUUCCAACCGAGAUCUCGGUAAGCGGGCUGGAAAUUUUGCCAUAUGAACACUUCAUCACGGUUACCUGGAUGAACGGCGGGAUGAAUUCUGGCGGCCCGGAUGGCAUCGUCUUGCAUUGCCUGCUGUAUUUUCCACAUCAUAAGCAUCCCAUUUAACUGCAGUGAUACAGCUUUAAGAGUUAUCGGUGCUUUUCGCUAUGUUUGCUUUGUUUCCCAAAUUUGGUGCCAGAACUCAUACCCAGGAUCUUUCACCUUUUCUCAUCUCGGAAACCGGGCUGAAAUUUCUCAUAUGAACCCAAGGCAAAAUUCAUGCCGGUAACCAAGCCAGCCCAGUCAACCGGGCUCAUAUGAAGAGGCCCUAAGUGGGGUCGGGGGCAUGCUCCCCUGGAAAUUUUUCGGAUUUUAACUCCUUAAAGUUCCUUUUCCUGGGUUAGUCGUUCAGACAGGAUAUUGGCUAGUUCCACUCUCCUCGGAUGAAGCCUUGUGAAUCGGCGGAUUAUUUAUAAGGUCAAUUUCCAUGUUGUAGUGGAUAUGGAGCAAGGCGAGUCUUGUCAAUCUCGUCUGUGACAUGGUGCAGGGACAAGUGAUUUUCCAGCUGAAAAUCUCAUGGCGAGUCCAAUGCACGGCUAUUAAAAAAAAUUGUCCAGACCAUUUUCCAUAUUUCAACUUGGAAAUUUUUUUUAUUAAAAAUAUAUUUAUUUUGAAAAAUCUGAUCCAUUUCCAUAAAACAGUGGAAACUGGUGUGGAUCUGUGCCUGAAUAUGGACAAUGCAUUUAUUGUCAUAUCCUAGCGCAUUCCUCAUAUAUUUUAGCUUGGUUUUUAGACACCUCUAAACCAAUUCAAUAAUAUAUUUUUGUUGCAAGAUUUUCUUUUACCACAUAAACACAGAAGGAACAAAAUCCCAGCAUUUCUCAUGGUUAUCCUUGGACCCUACAAUCAGCAAUAGAUGAAUCACGAUCCAUCAUUCAGUGUAUGAAGGAAGAGCGUGGCAUUCCUGGGGUAUCUAUUGCUGUGAGUGUAGAUGGAAAAACUGUGUGGAGUGAAGGAUUUGGCUUUGCAGAUGUUGAAAACAGAGUUUUAUGUACCAGCAAAACUGUUAUGAGAAUAGCAAGCAUUAGUAAACCACUAACUACAACAGCUGCAGGUUUGUGACUGUCCCAAGGGGAGGGGAUACACUCAUGGGAAUUCUUGGCAGGGGUGUACCAUCCGGUUAUCCCAAUCCGGACUAUAUUUCGACCAAAAAAUGUCAUUUUCAACAGCAGUUUUCAAACCUGGCUUCUAAAAUCCACACCUAUUUUCAGACAUGGAAGAGGUCACAAAAUGCAACAUACAUGUUUACAUUAUAGGUGAAAAUGUUAUCGUUGCUUAGAUUAGAACCCCAUCAUUAAGAUUUCUUUUCAAUCAAUUUUGAAUUCACAUUUUACUCUUUCUUUAUUAUUCAUUUGCAAAUGAAAUGACAAAUAUGUUCAUACACUCCUGUAGUUCCCUCGAAAACCAUACCUGAUUCCAUAUGUUUUGUAGUCUCUGCAGUUGUUAUUAGGGUCAUCAUGCAAUGCUCCUUCCCCUGAAGAGCGUUGCAUGAUGACCCCAAUAAUGGCUGCGAAGGAGACUAUAUGUUUUAAUUCCAAUGUGCAAUUUUUUCUUUGGUUUACUGGCCUUACUGUCAGCCAUUGUUAAGUGAAAGGUGAUAUGAUUUACUGCUCGUAAUAACAGCACUAUUUAAUAUAAGAAAUGUGAGCAUAUCCAUAUAUUUUUUCAAUUUCUUAAAUUUAUUAGCUAAACUGUGGGAAGAAGGAAAGCUGGACCUUGAUGCUGCAAUUCAAACUUAUGUAACUUCAUUUCCGACAAAGACAUUUAAUGGGUCCACAGCAACCCUCACAACAAGACAUCUUCUUUCACAUCUUGGUGGAAUAAGACAUUAUGAUAAAACACAGUGUAAUAAGGAAAACAAAACAAACACAGAUAAUAAGGUAUGUUUUCUAGGCAGGAAGGGACUUAUUGUCAUCAUUAUCAUAGUGGUUCCUAAAAUGCUAAUAAUGCUUUUACUAAACAGUGCCACAUCAGUCAAAAAUACAAUGCACAUUACACAACAAUUUGGUCAUAAUUUGUUAUAUCAUAAUUAAGUGAUCUCAUAAGCAUCAAAUAUCUCCUUCGUUAAUCCUCUCACUUCUUAUCCAGUACCCUAGGUGCUAUUACAAUCACUCUAGCUUUAUGAACAGUUUUAUAUCAUAUUUCGCCAGCGUUUUUGUUGUUGUUUGAACCUUUCUGGAAAAUCACUGUAAAUUUUGGUUAGGUGCUUUAUUGGACUGUUAUUUGAUCAAUCAGAGCAUCAUUACUAAUUUUAAUAUUGUAACUGGGACUAUCAAUGUCUUCUUGUGUGGCAUUAUUUCAUUGUUAUUAUUUCAAUGUCAAAAUUAUCUUUAAAGUCAUUGUCCCUGAUUCAACAGAGUGUGAAAAAUUCAUCCAAAGAAGAAGUUUCAGUUUCUAGGGACAAAGAACAGGAAGGUGUGUUUGUUGAACCACAGUAUUUAAUGUCAGCUGGUUAACUAAUCAAGAUGGCUGGAUAUUAGCCAAGUUCCUUUUUUGUGUAUUUACAAAGCGAGAUGAAGUCAAGGUCAAUAAAAACGUGAAAAAAGAAGGAGGCCAACAUCCAGCGAUCUUGACCUCACGCUUGGUGGUCAAUAAAGGAUUUGUUGUAUGGCCAGAAAAAGAACUUAUUCUUGCGGGGCCAAAGUGGAAAAUCCCAAGUGGGCAAGGUGGGUCCAUCUUGCCCGCUGGAGUAACCAAUCAGAGCACAGGAUUCCCUUUAUCUUGUCUGCUCUUUGAUUCGGCCAUAAAAUAUAAUUUUUUAAUAUUUGUGACAGUAAUAUUCUUACAUGUAAUCCUUUGGGGCAAGCAUUCAAAUGCCAUGGUCAGUUAAGAAAAUUUUAUACAGAGUGGUCAAGCUCCUGUUGUUGAGUGUUCUGUUGAUGAUGAUAGUGACUGUUAUUUCUUGUCAAGACAAAGUUAACUUUUGCUUAUGUUCUUUCACGUAAUUACAAGGCAUUGUUGUUAAUGUUGCACUUCAUAAGAUUAUUUCAGUUUAACUUUCAAGUCAUAAGUUUCUUUAAAAUAAAUUACGAGGCCUUGCAAAAGAAGUGAUUACCUUUAGCCCUGCAGCUAAAACAUUUUUGUAUUGUUAAUAUUGUUUUGUUAUUUUGCAAGUGAUUACUAGCAGAAGUAGAAGAAGACGAGAGUUUUCUUUUGAGGAAUACUACAUUAAGGUUGGUAAGUUGUUUCCUCAGAGUAAGAUCAAUGAAGGAUGCAGAAAAUGCAGUGGGAUCACCUGGAAAGGUGUUCAUGUUGGAGGGAUACUUACAGUGAAACUGAACUUGGAAAUUAAAAGCAAUUAAGAGACCAUNGUAAGUUGUUUCCUCAGAGUAAGAUCAAUGAAGGAUGCAGAAAAUGCAGUGGGAUCACCUGGAAAGGUGUUCAUGUUGGAGGGAUACUUACAGUGAAACUGAACUUGGAAAUUAAAAGCAAUUAAGAGACCAUGUGUUUUGGUACAAUCAGUUCUCUCUAAACUGGUCACAGUUAUUUUACUGACAGUGAAGAAUGGCAGAGGCUUACUCAAGGUGUUUGUCUUAAAAAGAGACUUGACUGUAUUACAGAAACUAUGGUCAGUUUGGUGCUAUGUCAUGGUGUCAGCCUCCUCCUCAGGUCCUCAGGUAGAUGGUGUGUGCAUCUUUAAGAAUAACACCAGUAUUCCUUGUUUGUGAUUGCUAAAAGUAAUUAAUAUUUAAAAGAGCUCAGGACAGGAUCAAGAAAUACUGGUAAACACUACUGCCAUUUUAGGCCUCAAAUCGCCCAUUACAAACUUAAGGUUCAAAGGUAUGGAUGGUGGCUUUGGGGGUAACUGCAAUCUGGCCAAUCAUCUCCAAAUGUUGGGUAGUGCUAUCCACUGAAUAAAUUACUAUCCAGCUGAUAAUUUUUAGGGAAAGCGAUUGUGUUAUCCACCUUUUGAACAACUGGGGCCUCGUCGUGCAUUGGGUGGGUCACAGCAAGUGAUCUUUAAAAUUACAUUAAAGAGAUUAAAACUUAGGAAACAAACUGGCUGGAAUGUCAAGGAUCCCCUCACUAAUAAAAGAAUUUCUUCCUCUGUACACACUGUAGGACCAUUAUAAAACAGUAUCAGAGGCUUUGUCACUGUUUAAAGAUGACCCAUUGUUGUCUGUUCCUGGUACAACCUAUUUAUACACCACCCAUGGAUGGACUUUGUUGAGCGCUGUCAUAGAGAAAGCAGCUAAUCAGGAUUUCCUUUCUUUAAUGAAAAAACUGUUUAAAGAUCUUGGGAUGGAAAACACUUGUGCUGAAUUCAAUGAUGUCAUUAUUUACAACAGGGCAAGGUUAUUCUUUCAUUUUAUAAAGACUAGUAGAGAUAUUUCCUCUUUGAAUGGCAGUUUUUUUAUCAGCCUGUUUUAGUUUCCAUUAUAGUAUAAUUAACCUACAAAAUUGACAUCAAGUUUUGGCAUUUUGGGGGAUAUUUUCAUUAAGAUGACGAAUACUGACGGCAAUAUUUUACUACUUAUUAACAAAAUAGUCACACAAAAAUCAAGGCAACCUUUCCAUAUAACCUGUAGAUUUGAGUUUGCUCUUUGAGAACUUUUUUUUAUGACCAUCGUAAAGAAAGACUCCAGUUGCAAACUAUGAGUGAGUGGUUUAAACAUUAAAGUAACCUACUUUAGGUCCUUUUGGUUUGAAAACCUUGUUCAUAUAUUUAUUACUACUGUACCACAGAUUUUAUAGGCGGAACGAGAAUGGUCAUCUUGUAAAUGCACCUUAUGUGGACAAUUCUUACAAGUGGGCUGGAGGAGGUUUCAUGUCUACAGCAGAAGAUCUAGUUCAGUUUGGAAAUUCUAUGCUGUAUGCCAAGCAAACGGAUCAUAACAGGAACACAGCAGGUUUGGCCAUAUUUUUUAUUGACAGAGAAGCUAUCAUAAGAAAUCAAAAUUAGUAACAUUCCUUGCUCAGUUGUUUGGCCCUUUGACUCACAGUGUAAUAGGUGUGUGUGUGUACUAGGUUUAUUCUGGGUUGUGUUUUGUAAGUGAUUUUUAAUCCCACUGAGGUGAUGCUCAUAUGUAAAGGAAGAGAUAAUGAACAUAUUGGGUGCUUUCAAAAUAAUAGGAAGUUAAUGACUGAGAUGUUUUGUGUUCCUUUUAAGUUUACUGUAAUGCGCAUGUGAUCAUAUAAUUAUGCAUGAAUAAAUGCACAUAUAGUGGGUAUCACAUGGCUGCAUGGAGAUAUGAAAUUUCUCUUCAAGCGUUGACAUGGAUCUCCAAGCAACCAUGUAAUGUUCUAUUUUAUUAUAUAAAUACCAAUGAAAUACCAAACCAUUUCAAUAGUUUGUUGCUGUGAAAGGCACAAAUUAUUAUGUAGCCAUAGCAAUGGUGAUCUUUUCACAUGUGAAGAUAUCAUGUUUUCGUGCAAAAGUUUACAUAAUUUAGUGUUUAUACAAUAAAUUAUUAUCAUUAUUAUCAUCAUUAUUAUUAUCAUCAAUAAGCUGAGAUAAUUAAUUAGACAUGCUAAUUGUGCAAAUGUAUAAAUGUGUACCAUCUUUUUUACACUAGGUUGUCUUCCUGGAUUUCUUAAGCCUGAAACUGUAACAGAGCUGUGGAAAGUUGCAGCUAACACUGAAGGUCAAGGCCACAAGGAUGGUGGCUAUGGAUUGGGCUGGGUGGUCAUUCCAGAAAAACAGGAUUUUGGAGCCUGUCAUCAUCAGUCAGAGACAAUUCUUCAUGGAGGUACAAAAAUAAUGGGAGGGCUAUGUGACACAAACUUACACAAAAAUUUGUCAAAACGCAACAAUGAAAAAAAAAAAAGGAGCAUGUUAUGUAGAUCCCAGAACAUAAACUCAGCACAAGACCCAAGUUGAAGAUCUCCAUCAGAUAUUUUUCCUGUUUUCUGUUAUUUUUUCUGGAGGGGAGGGGGGAGGAUUCAAGGUAAAGGUAAAAAAAGGAAUAGUGCCUGCAAAAAAGUGACCUCUGAUCAACUUCUCAUGUUUGCUUGAAAACACGAGAUAGAGAUUACAUACACGUAGGGCCUUCGUCCAUGCACUUCUUGAAGAAGCCCACAAAGCUUUGAAUAUCGGUCAGCUGUGAAUAGUAUGUUUCAAUCCUCACUGUUCCCUCUGUAGUUAGCUGAUGUACCAACAUGGCCUCUGUCUCAUGGUAAGAAUCAGAAUGCAACAGUCACAACUGACCACUGUGGUUAAAAAGACACUGUGUGAUCACUCCCUUUGCACUUCACUUUAAGAAGACAACUAAAAAGGAGUCAAAGACUACGUUUUUAACAUGGCACCAGACAAAUUUCAUUUGGCUAAAAAAGUUUAACCAGACACUUCAUUUGCCAUAACCAUAAUUUCAAUAUUUUCACUGAUGAACCGGGUUACCAUGCAUUCAUGUCAUGGCAGUACAAAAAUUUAAACAGUUAUGGUGUUCAAACCCUACUGACUAAAAAUUUGACCUAGAUUUUGGUGCUAAGCAUGGUUCCAUAUGUGAAUGGAACACCCAAAUGCUCAAAUUUUUUCAGGUGCUGUGUGAAAACAAUGUAGCUGAAAUGUAAUGAUCCAUAUCUCAAGUGCCCUUAUCCUAAGACAAAUGAUCAGUCUGUUAUUAUCUCUUUGUUGAUUUGUCUAAAUUCUGCAAGACAUCUGACUGCAGUGAUAAUUUUUGUAUUCUUUAGGAGGAGCAGUGGGAGCUAGCAGUAUUCUUCUUAUAAGACCUACCACUUGUAAUGAACAGCUUCCCAAAGGAGUGGUAAUAGCAGUACUGGCGAACCUACAAGAAAUGAAUCUACAGAAGACAGCAAUAGCUAUAGCAGCCUGCUUUGAAAAAACUCAACUUUAAUAUACCUACCAACUCUCACAGAUUAUGCGUGAAUCUCAUGCCUGCGGGCAAAACACAUCGAUCUUAUGGAUCAAGGACAAUUUCUCACACCCGACUCACAAAUGUGGACCAAUAGUUCUUCAAUGAAAUAAUGAUUAAUAACAAAAAUUCAAUUCAGUUUCCCAAAAAUAUUCUAAAAAGGGUCUUGACUUUGUGUCCUGACAAUAUCACAACAGGCUAAAAUUGUUGCCUUUUAAAUGGCUUUGGAAGAGCUCAAAGGUCAUGAGAACAUUUCCUGCAUCAUUUG